AUGGGGUCAACGAUCAAACCACUCCACACCAGACAAUCCUCCCGCCUCCGACAACUAGCCAUAAUCUGCGUCCUCCUCCUAGCAAUUUACUGCUUCCUCCUCGUCCCCAACCACAGCCUCGAUUCCUCCCGCACCAUCCUCGAUUCCUCCUACUCCUAUCCCAGCAGUCCGCACAUACAUCAAUCGCCAUCCCUAGAGGUUCUCAACAACCUCUUCCUCACGCACUCCCAAUGCACCACCACCUUCCCAGGCCUAACCAGCGAAAUCGACACCGUCGUCUCCAAAGGCCCCUUCACUCUCUCCCCCAGCGGCCCCCUAGGUCCCCUCGUAGCCCGCAUCCACAACGGCAAGCUCUCUAUCCUGCAAUGGGUGCGUAAAUCCGACUUGUCAGCAGACAUGCUGGCGCACCGCAGCGCAACACUGCACCAAAUCGCCGCCGCGCUACUCACAUCUCCCAACCCGGACGAAAUCCCUGAUACCAUCUUCGCCUUCAACCACCACGACGACCCUCUAUCCCCGUCCUUCUCAUACUCCCGUCCCGCGGACACCGCGCUCAACAAGCCCUCCUCCCACAUCUUCCCUGUCCCGCACUUCAGCUUCUACUCCUGGCCCCUGCCCUUCAUCGGUUCCUUCCCGCGCGCCGCCAGCGCCAUCACUUCUCUCGAAUCCACGUUCUCAUCCCCAAAAGGUAGCUGGUCAAGCAAAAUCCCCAAAGCCAUCUGGCGUGGCACGACCCGCUUCAACAACGCGCGCGCCGGCCGCGUCCGGCAGACCUUGCUCCUCACUUCGUCCUCCAAACCCUGGGCCGACAUCGAAGCUCUAAAGUGGGUCACCAAUGGACACAACGCGUCCAACGCGCUGGCCAUCGAGGAUUUCUGUCGGUACAAGUACAUCAUCCAAACCGAAGGGAUCACGUACAGCGGACGUUUCCAGUUUCACCAACUCUGUGCGAGCGUAGUUAUAACCCCGCCCCUGGCCUGGAUGCAGCACACGACCCACCUCGUGCGUCCCGUCUUCAGCAGUAGCGGCUUUGACGGAGGCAACCCGAGGUUGGCGCCGUACCCGGCCCCCUGGGUAAAGGAGGCGUGGCCACGGGAGUAUCGGGCUGAGGAGGCGAAUAUCGUGUUCGUGGCGCCGGAUUGGAGCGAUUUGGAGGCAACGAUUGAGUGGUUGGAAAAGCAUCCCCAGGUCGCUGAGGGCAUUGCGAGACGACAGCGGGAGAUGUUUCAUGAGGCGGGAUAUCUUAGUCCGGCCGCGGAGAUGUGUUACUGGAGGGCUGCGAUUCGGGGAUGGAGCAAGGUGGCUAGGUACGAAGGGCAGGGAUUUGAGGAUGUGGAGGGUAUGCCGUGGGAAGAAUUCAGCUUGACGGAGGUGCACAAAUGA
Messenger RNA from Pseudomassariella vexata, 1383 nucleotides. RefSeq lists its product as uncharacterized. The transcript is spliced from 2 exons. Bases 1 to 1383 code for a protein of 460 amino acids. Lineage: Eukaryota; Fungi; Ascomycota; Sordariomycetes; Amphisphaeriales; Pseudomassariaceae. The record is from RefSeq and is a predicted model, not a curated record.